Trametes versicolor FP-101664 SS1 is the source of this 1722-nucleotide messenger RNA. RefSeq lists its product as uncharacterized. Gene Ontology annotation, molecular function: protein binding. NCBI's taxonomy places the organism in Eukaryota, Fungi, Basidiomycota, Agaricomycetes, Polyporales, Polyporaceae. The transcript is spliced from 4 exons. Bases 1 to 1722 code for a protein of 573 amino acids. The record is from RefSeq and is a predicted model, not a curated record.
AUGUCUGUCGAAGACCAGCAUCUCUCUGAUUCUGACUCUGACUCUGAUAGCUUGCCUGACAUUUCUCAGCUCAUAGAAGAGCGCCUCACCCAGCCCAAGUCCUCCGUCAGUCGCCACUCCACUCCAGAAAGCGCAAAGGACGCAGACGACGACCCGAUGGUAGAAGACGACCCGCGCGCCAACCUUCGAGAAGAGGUCAAAGACGAAGAUGAGGACGAAGACCAGCUACCGGACACGCCAGCAUCCAAGGCGAGUAACAAAGGCCCAAUCGUGGUGUCCUCCAGCCCUCCGGCGGUCGCGAGUGGCUCCAAACGACAUAUGAAGGCGCCCCCGGCACCGACUCAAAACAGUCGUCUCAACUCGAAAACUGCGAGCUCCUCCAGACUCACCAGUGCAGCAGCAACACCCACACCAGCGAGGACGUCGCCUCCAAAAACCAGGCAGUCGGCGCGGUCGGCAACAAAGAAGCGGGCGCGCGAGUUUGAGGACAGCUCAUCGGAGCUGCCGCGGGUGCCAGCUUCUCAACCGCUUCCCCAACCCACUAAACGCGCCCGUCGCGCGCAGCCACCCUCGGCUUCGCAGCCCGUCCCAGUCACACCGGCGUAUAAGACACCGACCAUUAUAAAAACCGAGCCUUCCUCCACGGCGAACCCAAAAGGAAAGCAAAAGACUGUCGCGCGCAAGCGCAGCGAAAACUUCUGGCACCUUGACGGCUCUGUCGUCGUCCAGGUCCAGAAUACCCUCUUUCGUCUGCAUCGCUCUCGUCUUACGCAACAGUCGGAGUAUUUUGCCGCGCUCCAAAACGGGGAUGGGAGUAGGGACAGUCCCGCUCUAGUUGAUUGGGAUCUUGUCGACAGCUGCCCCGUCUACAUCGUCAAGGGCGUGAGCGUGCUCGAUUUUGAGCGCCUUCUCACGGCGUUGGAUGCGGGAAUUGCGUAUGCGAUCAACCCACCGCCGUUCCGCGUACUCGCCUCGCUCAUCCGCGCAGCGCACGCGCUGUCUUUUAAAACGAUCCUAACAUUUGCCACCCACCUCCUGCGCGAGAUGUGGCCGAGCGACCUCGUGCGCAUCCACGAGACGAACGACGCCGACCAGGCGCAGCGCGUCUCACAGGCGACGGAGACGGUCCUCCUCGCACAGCAGUGCGACCUGCCUGAGCUGCUCAAGGCCGCAUACCACGAGCUCCUCCGCGCGCCCGACUUCGGACAAGACCUCGCUGUCUACGUACACGCCGAGUCCGCGAACGGCGCCGACACACGGCGCCUGGAGAUGGAGUACGACGAAGACGAGGACAAUGCACCACCCGCGCGACUCGCCGCCUCGGCGCUCCUGCGGCUCGUCGCGGCCAAGGAAGCGAUGCAGAAGGAGUGGCUCGCGCACGCGCGCGCCCCGCCUCUCCCAUCCGCGUUCCCGUGCCCGCUCGCGCAGCUCGCGGACGCGAACCACGACCCGCGCACGGCGGACGCGAUGCGGAAGUGUGCGAGCGCGCGCACGGAUGCGGAGCGCGGGUGGCUAUCGCUGCUGCUGCAGACGGGGGUGUUCGAGGCGGGUCUUAGGGACGUGUUCGUCGGUCUGCAGCGGCUCGCGGAUAUGGACUGGAAGGAGAUGGGGUAUUGCAUGGGGUGCGUGAGCGAGCGGCGGGACGCGUGGCUGGAGAAAAGGGAGAAACUGUGGAGGCGCCUCGAUGUGCUGCUUGGGCUCAAAGGCGAGGAUGCACGAUGA